Messenger RNA from Ostrea edulis (European flat oyster), 2383 nucleotides. RefSeq names its product tripartite motif-containing protein 2-like. Gene Ontology annotation, molecular function: protein binding; zinc ion binding; ubiquitin-protein transferase activity. Gene Ontology annotation, biological process: positive regulation of DNA-templated transcription. The transcript is spliced from 2 exons. Gene Ontology annotation, cellular component: chromatin; nucleoplasm. The record is from RefSeq and is a predicted model, not a curated record. Bases 140 to 1801 code for a protein of 553 amino acids. Lineage: Eukaryota; Metazoa; Mollusca; Bivalvia; Ostreida; Ostreidae.
UACACAAUCGAUAACACGUAGAUAGCGUAUACAGACUGACACGCCGCACAGGUAUUUGAUUCUCAGGACUAGACGGAAGGUCGAAAGAACAGGGAGGCCAUGUUGGAUUUUAAGUAAAUUCCUCGUCCCGGCAUCAGAAAUGCAUCCCCGGCGCAGUGCUCAGGAAGUCCUGCUAUGCGACCUCUGUGAAACUGUCCCACUACAGAGUCAUUGUGAACUUUGUAAUAUAAAUCUCUGUGUUAACUGUGUAGGAAAACAUCUCUCAGACUCGUCUAAAAGACACAAUGCAGUGCCGUUUAUACAGAGAAAGGCUACCCCUAAGUACCUGAAAUGUCUGAAACACACCAAUAAACACUGCGAAUUACAUUGCGAGGAAUGUAACAUUCCUGUCUGUUCUACCUGCGUCUCCUCAGGUAAACACAAAGGUCACGAUAUAGCAGAUAUUCUUGAAAAACUCAGCGCUAAAACAGAAAGUUUAAAAAACGAUCUGGAAGAAUUAGAGACGAGAAUUUAUCCCCGAUAUCAAGAAAUGGUGUUCGAUGUCCAAAUUAAGAAAGUCAACUUAGAAACAAAGUACGGGAAACUGACCACAGCUACUGACCAACAAGGAGAAGUCCUACACCAGGAGGUCACCGCCAUUGUCAACCGACGGAAAUCCGCCAUUGCGGAGAUGAAAACUAAACAUUUGGACGCGCUGAAAAAAAAUACAAAUGAAAUCAUACAGAAAAUGGCGCAACUCAAACAGAUCAUGUCCGACUUGAAAUCAAUCCUAAAAUCAAAUGACGUCUCCUUAACAUCUACUUACAAAUCUAGGAAUUCCGAAUUUAGAACAUUACCGCCUAAAGUCCGAGUUACAGUACCAAGUUUAUCUACUCGGAAAAUAAACAAAGAUCAGCUCAAUGAAAUGGUUGGUUCUCUGUUGCCAUUAUCCAUUAACACAGAACAUGGCCAACCAAUGAAGUCAGCAGAAGCUGUAUCGUCUCCUCCAGUCAAACCACUGCUUGAUGAGCCGCGAGUAACCGCCACCAUAGACACUGGGUAUAGUGGACUAUACAGUGUUAGCUGUCUGAGUGAAGAUCAAAUCUGGACACGCGGGAAGAACAAAAUCAUGAAGCUCCUCAACCUUCGGGGUACACUACUGACAUCAAUACAAACCAACUCAGGGAGCUGGCCAACAGAAAUAUCAGUGACAAGGGACGGCGAUCUUGUUUAUACUGACUUUAAUGUUAACACUAUAAACCUAAUAAAGAAUAAACAGAUACAGAACGUGAUCACACUACAGGGGUGGAGACCUCUCUUUGUUUGCAGUACCGCCUCUAACGAUAUCCUGGUUACCAUGGUCAGUGAUGAUGAAGCACAAUCCAAAGUUGUGCGUUACUCUGGCUCCACAGAGAAACAAACCAUUCAGUUUGAUAAUCGGGGCCGUCCUCUCUAUUCAUCUAAUUAUAACGAUAAAUACAUCAGUGAAAACAGGAACCUGGAUAUCUGUGUGGCUGACCGGUCAGCUAGAGCAGUAGUGGUGGUCAAUCAGUCAGGAAAACUCCGAUCUAGAUACACUGGUCAUUCCUCUAAUACCAAGCAAUCAUUUGAUCCAGUCGGCAUCACUACAGACAGCCAGAGUCAUAUCCUGACAGCAGACCUUAACAAUCACCGUAUCCACAUCCUAGAUCAGGACGGACAGUUCCUCCGUUACAUUCAUUGUGAUUUAGAUAUUCCAUACGGUUUAUGUGUGGACAUCAGAGACAACCUCUUUGUGGCUGAGUAUGGCACUGCUAAAGUGAAGAAAAUCCAAUAUCUAUAAACACAGUGUUAAUUACACAGCUCUACAGUGUUAAUUACAUAGCUCUACACAGUGUUCAUUACAUGUUUGAAAAAUGUUCAUUAAGCAUCUAAACACAGUGUUAUUUACAGCUGCUUGUUAAUUACACUUCGGUGUUAAUUACAUUCCUGUGUUAAUUACAGCCUCGUGUUUGUGAUGUGUAACAUGUACUUGUGAUAUUACUUGAUAGAACAUUAAUGUCUCAUUGCUGUUUAGUAAUCAUAUCUUACAAUACACGUAUCAUUAUAUUUCGUUGAAUAUCAUUAAUCUUAGCAGACUAAUUACUAAUUGCUAAUUAUAUUCUGUUACUAGUUAUCUAUCUCUAUACAAUUUUUCAACACAAGUGAAUGUAAAUGAGUUAUUGUUAAGUACUUAGGAAUGUCACUUUGUUAGUAUUUUCUGUGUAGCCUUGAAUCAUAGUACAUCCACUACUGAGUACUUGUAUGUAUGUAUAUAUGGACUUGUUGCAGUGUGAAAAACUACUAAUUAAACAUUAUUCUGUUUGUUAAUUAUAUCAUUCAAUAUGUGUUUGAUUUUACAAUGUAUAUAUUAGAUAAACAUGAC